CGUUCGGACGCGGGUCAUCUUUGACGUGCAUACAUGUAUCAGCCUGGAUGAGACGUCUACAGCGUCACGGUUCAUGGACUUGGCCUUGGCAAGUUUGGAUUAAAUGUCACUAUUGGCAGAGUCCAUCGUCGGACAGUCUACUGGGCUUCCUGAUGAGGUUGGCAAUGCCACUGCUGAGAUGUGAGUAGGGUUAUAUCUUGGUUUAAAGUUAUGACUCAUGUCACUAUUACUGCUCAAGCACAUUUUUCCGAGCUGCCCAACACUGCAGCUUUCCUUGGCGGCAUGGUCGCUCAAGAAGUGAUCAAGAUGAUCGCUAAGCAAUAUGUGCCUGUGAAGGGUUACUGUGUAAUCGACUUGAUUGAGACAUGAACAGGAACUAUCGGUGCUUGAGACAUCUAUGCAAUAAUACUUGUGUAAACAGUCGUCCAAGGACAAUACUUUUCAUCGAGGAUAUCAAAGUUUGGCCUUUUCGCUGGUUUGAAUAAUUUCCGCGGCUUUGUGAGCCAGCCCAUAAAGUGUGGCUUGAGGAUGAGUUCCCAGGUGCUAAGAUUACCCGUAUUAGUAUACCCAAGGCAACAAUUUUCAGUCUUACGAUUGGGAAGAUGCUGGCGUCCG
Molecule: messenger RNA, 615 nt
Organism: Suillus subaureus
Lineage: Eukaryota; Fungi; Basidiomycota; Agaricomycetes; Boletales; Suillaceae
Exons: 2
Coding region: 211-369 (52 amino acids)
Molecular function (GO): ubiquitin-like modifier activating enzyme activity
Source: RefSeq, a predicted model, not a curated record